Messenger RNA from Ustilago hordei, 459 nucleotides. RefSeq lists its product as uncharacterized. The coding region runs from base 1 to 459 and encodes 152 amino acids. The record is from RefSeq and is a predicted model, not a curated record. The transcript is spliced from 3 exons. NCBI's taxonomy places the organism in Eukaryota, Fungi, Basidiomycota, Ustilaginomycetes, Ustilaginales, Ustilaginaceae.
AUGCCAUCGUCAAAGGGAAAGCCUACCGACCCGCAGAAGCGUGAGGAAGCGCGCAAAGAGGUGCUCAACAUGGAGAAGGGCGGCGGAAAGGGCCAAUGGUCCGCUUGGAAGGCUUCAGAGAUGGCCAAGCGUUACGAGGCCAAAGGCGGCGACUACGAAGACACUGGUGACAACGCCAACGAAGCUAAGAAGGGCGCUCCCUCGCCCAAGAAGUGGGCUGUCGAGAAAGGCGAGCGAAAGGACCCAUCCGAGCCCGUUGGAACACCCAAGACCAAAAAGGGAGGCGAUGAGAAGGCUAAAGACGAGCCGUCCGAAGAGUCUGGAUCAAAGAGGAAGGCCAGCACCAAGGCUGAGGAUGGAGGAAAGGAGAAGGCUACGAAGGCGAAGAAGCCCAAGACCCAGCCAAAGCCUGCUGCCAAGGGAACAAGAGAGCAACCGAAGCGCAGCGCAAACAAGUAG